UUACACACACUUACACACUCCUACACACACAAAGAGCUCCGGAAGAGGACUGAUAACACACUCCACACACUCUUACACACACUUACACACUCCACACACAAAGAGCUCUGGAAGAGGACUGAUAGCACACACUUACACAUGCUUGCACACUCUUACACACUCCACACACUCCUCCACAACACCCUGUAGCAGAUUAUACACAGAGCUGAUCUUUAAACAUGACAUUUGAGGAGAUUUGUCAAGACAACAGCACAGAAACAAGCAACAGAGUGCGCAUGUGCAGUGCAGGUCGGGUUCUGGAGGAGGUGUUGGUUUCGUCCAAACAGCAGGACAGACUAACAGUGGGAGUGUAUGAGUCUGCAAAAGUCAUGAACAUUGACCCGGACAGUGUGGCUCUAUGUGUCCUUGCCUCAGGUGAACAGUAUGAGUGGGAUGUGGCGCUGCAGAUCCACUUCACCCUCAUCCAGUCUUUCUGCUUCGACAAUAACAUCAACAUCGUCCACGUGCACGACAUCGAGCGGCUCGCGCACACCGUCAGUGACGCGGUCACGAGCGAUAACGGCGACGCUCACUGCGUGUUGGUCAGGAGACCGAGUGAGGCGGCUUGGAAGGACACGGGUCUGGAGAAGCUGACCGUGUUCUGUGAGGAGCGGAGAAGUGUGUGUGAGUGGGUUCCUACUGUCACACUCCCUGAGCGAUGACGUGCACCAGCCGGCUGGGUAACAAUUUCACCAACCACCUAACAGGACGAGUGUCCUAUGCGUCAGUCCGUCCAGCUGACGGGAGUUUAGUCUGGACCAAACCGGAGCUGUGUGCGUCCCCGUCCCUGUGUCCGUCCGUGUGUCCCCGUCCCUCUGUUUGUCCCUGUGUCCGACCGUGUCCCCUUCCGUGUCCCCGUCCCUGUGUCCAUCCUUCUGCAGCAAGCACACAGAGCAUGCAGAGUGUUGCAUGAAAGGACAACUGGAAGUAAAGUGAUGACCUGGAGGAGAAGUGAGAGCUCAGAUGAACUCUUGUGUGUUUCGGGAUGUGUAACAGGAGGAGAAUCAGGAAGUGAAGACAUUUUAUCAUAAUUGAUUGUUUUUUUUUUUCUUUUCUGAAGGACAUUUGGGACGUUGGAUUAAGAAAUGUGAACUACAGGACUUCCUGUUCAUAAUGGAUUUAACUUGAUUAUUUAUUUAUUUAUUUAUUUAUUUAUUUAUUUAUUUAUUUAUUUAUUAUUCUCUGUAAAAGCUGAUCUGAUUUCAUGUUAUAAUAAAAAACUUAAGUUCA
Tachysurus fulvidraco (yellow catfish) is the source of this 1269-nucleotide messenger RNA. RefSeq names its product growth arrest and DNA-damage-inducible, gamma a (gene gadd45ga). The transcript is spliced from 4 exons. Bases 219 to 701 code for a protein of 160 amino acids. NCBI's taxonomy places the organism in Eukaryota, Metazoa, Chordata, Actinopteri, Siluriformes, Bagridae. Gene Ontology annotation, biological process: regulation of cell cycle. Gene Ontology annotation, cellular component: cytoplasm; nucleus. The record is from RefSeq and is a predicted model, not a curated record.